GAACCUCCAGCGAAUCCUAUCAAUUCCAUAGAGGUGGUGACAGGAACUAUUUCUUCGAUCCAGGUACCACAACUUGCAGCGACAACUUCUGGGAUAGAUAUCGUCAUGGUGAUCGAAGAGGCUCCCUCAUCCAACGUAGAAAUUGGUGGAACCCCUCCCAGAAACCUAAUUCAUCCUCCAUUGCAAAUGAUCGAAUUUUGGACAGGUCAGCCCCUCGAGAGGUGUUACACAGGGAAGGUUUGCUUCUGUUCCGACCUACUAAUCACCUGACAAAGAACUUGCAAGCAUCAUUCAUUUUGGGAUGCUGAGAUGGAUUAAAUUUUGCUCACUCAGCUGCCACGUAACCGGAAGGCUAAUAGAUCUGUAACUUCUCUUCAUCGGCCCAGGCUUCUCGCGACUUAUCGACACUCUUCCUCGGCCCAGGCUUCUCGCGACUUAUCGACAUGUUUCUUCUUCCAGAACUCCUCAAUUUCACUUCAAUUCCAUCCGUUUUUGCAGGCGAGACGUCGGAGGCAGCGUGGUAUCGGGAGUUAAUGUUGUUUCUAUGUAACCCUAGGUGCGUUUAUUACCUCUACUUUAUUCCAAAUGAUUCAGCUUCUCUGUGUUUGGAUCUUUGUGUAUAUAUAUACGUCUUAUUGAAUAAUUGAAAUCGACGUACCGGGUGUUAGUUGUGUUCUUUUUUAUAAUUUUUGGAGCCAUGGUAUCUUCACUGCUAAAGAUGGUAGAAGAAUGCAUCCCUAUUGAGAAAUUGACGCUGGAAUCCAAGAACAGUGCGAUUACAGCACGGGUGUCGCGCCUGUGGGAUUCUUACAGAUUUCACGAUGAAAAAGACCUACUAAGUACAGAUAUGGUGCUCAUUGAUAAACAGGGCUCAUAUAUCCAUGCCUCCAUCAAGGGGAGUAUUUCGCAUUUGUUCAAAAAACGUAUUGCUGAAGGAAGUGUUUACUAUAUUAAGAAUUUCAAUGUUGUUCCCAAUAAGGCCCAGUAUCGUGUUGUUGGAGACAACAAGCUCAUGAUUCAACUUUAUCCAACUACAGUCGUUAGAUCUCUUUCAGAGGACUCCCUGGGAAUACCAACAUUUGCAAUACCAAAUCAUCGGUUUUAUUUACUUGAUUUUGAUAAGGUGGAGUCUAGAAUGGGAGAAACAUACAUUUUAACUGAUGUGGUGGGCCAAGUAUGUUGCGAGGGAGAGGUUAUAAAUAAGAAUUGCCGUGGAAACAGCGUUCCUUCCUUGAUGCUUGAAUUACAUGAUCUAAGAGCUGAAAAAGUGCGGGUUACACUAUGGGGUGAGAGUGUUGAUAACUACAUGAGACAAAAAUCAAUGCUUGAAAAUGGAAUCAUUGUUGGAGUUUUCACGUCAACCUUGGUCAAGCGAUACAUGAACAAUGCUGUUUUGUCAUCAACUUCAGCUACAAAGAUUUAUUUAGACCUUGACAUUGAUGAGGUUAUUGCCUUAAAAAAGAAAAGCAGUUCUUCGGCAAGGGAACAUAUAAUCCAACCGCUUAUCAUCGAGCAACAAGAAGAACUGGAUUGAAAUGCUGUUUUAAGCAAAUUGAAAACCAUUGGCGAGGUUUUAGCAAUUACAAAGACAGAUUUUAAAGAUGGCACUCUACUAUUUUGUGUUGCUACAAUAUAUGACAUCCACAACAACAAUGGAUGGUACUACAACUCAUGUGGCUGCAAGGGAAUAAUUAAGGCGUAUGGACAAAAUUUUUGGUGCAACAAGUGCAAUAAGACAGUGAAUGAUGCCAUUCCAAGAUUUCGAAUUGAAUUAGGAGUCAAGGAUGCCACAGAUUGUACGAAGUUCAUUGUGUUUGAUGAUGUUGCUGAGAAGAUGAUAGGACAAUCUGCCCCUAGCAUAUAUGAUAUGCAAGAGAAACUGGAGGAGAAUGAAGAUUCGGUGGGCGAAGUACCUGCUAUUAUUGCAAACCUUAUUGGGCAACGAUUGUUUUUCCGUGUCAAGCUAACCGAAUACAACAAGACUGCAUAUAGACAGAGUUUCACGGAAAAUAAGGUUUUCGAGGAAUCAAUUUUGGAACCACCAAGGAAUGAAGAGCUGAAUUCACCAACGGUGCAGCUGGCGCUCUGUGAUGAUGGACCAAGUAAAAGAAGACGUUCAAGUGAGGAUUUUACUCAACGUGAGGGGAAAGCACAACAAGAAUGAGAAGCUAAAUAUGGCACAACUUCCACUGCUGCUUUUGGUCUUCAUAUUUAUAUUACUGCAAAUAAAGGAGUAGUUUCCCACAAAGAAGUGAAUCUCCUAUAGUAUACGUUACUGUGUUUUGCCUCAUGUUGUUUUUUACAUUUUCCUGAGACUACAUUGGAAACUUAUGUUCUCUCUUCAUUAUUUAAUAAAAGUCAGAGUUUACU
Messenger RNA from Cuscuta campestris, 2370 nucleotides. The record is from the annotation of a GenBank genome assembly. Lineage: Eukaryota; Viridiplantae; Streptophyta; Magnoliopsida; Solanales; Convolvulaceae.